This is a messenger RNA of Drosophila arizonae, 1746 nucleotides long. RefSeq lists its product as uncharacterized. Gene Ontology annotation, cellular component: membrane. Gene Ontology annotation, biological process: transmembrane transport. The record is from RefSeq and is a predicted model, not a curated record. Lineage: Eukaryota; Metazoa; Arthropoda; Insecta; Diptera; Drosophilidae. Gene Ontology annotation, molecular function: transmembrane transporter activity.
CCGAAGCAGUUGAGGCUGGUUCAUCAAUAGCGAAAUGAACGAUAAACAUAUGCCACCCCAACCACCAGCGUAUGGCUUUGCGUCAGCGCCAACCGAUGGGUCGCAGAACUACCCCCCACAAGGUUAUCCCCAGCAAGGGUAUCUGCCUCAAGGAUACCCACCGCAGGGGUACCCACAGCAAGCAUACCCCCAACCAGGAUAUCCUGUGCCACCUCCAAGCUUUGCACCGCCACAAAGCUAUGGAGCGACGCCUCCGCAGAGCUAUGGACCAGCACCGCCACCACACGCCUAUGGACCUACUCCACCACAAAACUACGGGGCACGCCCACCACAGAUGUCAACCACCAUAAUAACAGUGCAGCCCAAUGGCUGGUACAACCGAAACCAGCGGAACAAGCCACAGUCCAAUGCUGUGGGAGCUGCUGCGCUCAUCUUCAUUUCGGGUGGCAUGAACAUUGCCUGGAGCAUCGGCUUUCACAGUUGGUAUUUUUCUUUUGCUCCUCUGCACACGCGCGUUGCAUGGUUUAUAGGUGCCAUCAUCGGAGGCGUGCUUAGCUGCUUCGUGGCUAACAAGCUACCCAAGAAAAUUGUCUUUUGCUUCUGCUCACUUCUUGUGAUGAUCGGGGGAGUCCUAAUGGCAGCCACGACUUUCAACAUCAGAGCCAUUGAGGCGAGCCUCUAUCUGGAUGGCAUCGCCAAUGGAUUAGCAUUCGCCCCAGCCUUGGCAUUGACCGGCGAAGUCUCAGUGCCUUACAUGCGUGGAGUGACGGCUUCGACCAUUGAGCAGAUGUGCUACAUGACUGGUUUCUUCAUUCAGGUCAUAUAUAUGACAUCGUGGAACACAUCGGACAUCAGCAGCUUCAAUGGCGAGAAUAUGCACGGAGUCCUGUCCGCUGUCUAUGGACUGAUUGGCCUAAUCGUUGCCUGCUUGCUGUGCAUUGAGUCGCCAGUGAUAUUGCUGGCCAAUGGAAACGAGCAGCAAGCUCUUGAUGCACUGCGCCGCCUGCAGCGCCCCUACACGAUGACCACAGAGACUUUCGUGCAGCUGGAGGAGCACAAGCGUUAUCUGGCACAAAACGCAGAGCUCUCCACUGGCCAGAGCAUUGUCCAGGCCAUGCCAGCCUUGUUGCGUCUCUGCUAUCUACGGGCCCUUAAUGCCAUGAGCCUUUCUGUAUUUGUGUUAUACGCCCUAGUAAUGUCCCAGUCGCUUUUAUAUAUAUCGCUAUACACACUUACCUGGCAAUACAUAGUAUACAGCGGCUGUCGCUGGCUGCCAGCCUUCAUCAUCAGCUUAUGCGUGGAGUCGGCGGGCCGCAAGAAACCAACGCUUCUGGGUCUCCUGGGCUGCGGUGGCAUGGCCAUUGGAAUUGCCAAACUAAUCUAUGACCUACCCUACAUAGACAGGGAUGCCUUAUUUAUCAUCGUGUGUAUUUUCCAAGUUUUUGCUGGCAUUGCAUUCUCGGGCACCUCUGCCUAUCUGACUGAAGCGUUUCCACUUAGCGUCAAGCAGCAUUGCAUUGCCUUCACCUUCAUUGUCGAAAUGCUGAUCUAUAUUAUUACCUCAUCUGCUUCCUACAGCCAGACAGGUCAUGGGAUUUACUUUUGCAUUUUGGCUGGACUUUGCUUGCUUGGCUUUCUGCUCGGUAUCUGGUGUCUGCCAGAGACCCGGCGUACUACACUACGUGAGUCACAGGAAAAAUUCAAGGGUUUCCUGAGCAAGGGCUUUUAACGGGCUUAAAUUUCAAA